Molecule: messenger RNA, 1077 nt
Organism: Phyllostomus discolor (pale spear-nosed bat)
Lineage: Eukaryota; Metazoa; Chordata; Mammalia; Chiroptera; Phyllostomidae
Gene: HTATIP2
Product: HIV-1 Tat interactive protein 2
Exons: 6
Coding region: 91-930 (279 amino acids)
Biological process (GO): import into nucleus
Cellular component (GO): cytoplasm
Source: RefSeq, a predicted model, not a curated record
GUGGCCGCCUCGGACCCUCAUCGGAACUGGGGGAACGAGGGCUGCGAGGGGCAAGGAGAUAAGGAUCCCCAGGGAAGGAGGGAUGCCCGGAUGCACCGGUCCAUGUCGCUGAGCACAGGAGCAGCAGUGGCGGCGGCGGUUGCUGCGCUGGUAACCGCCCUGCUCUUGCUGUGGUGUGAGGAGGCGGGGCCGGGGACCGGCUCAAGUAGCAUGGCUGAGACAGAGGCGCUGCCCAAGCUUCGGGAAGACUUCAGGAUGCAGAACAAAUCCGUCUUUAUUUUGGGCGCCAGUGGGGAAACCGGCCGAGUGCUCUUAAAAGAAAUACUGGAGCAGGGCCUCUUUUCCAAAGUCACAGUCAUUGGCCGGAGGAAGCUGACUUUUGAUGAAGAAGCUUAUAAAAAUGUGAAUCAAGAAGUGGUGGAUUUUGAAAAGUUGGAUGACUAUGCGUCUGCCUUUCGAGGCCACAAUGUUGGAUUCUGUUGCCUGGGCACCACGAAAGCAAAAGCCGGGGCGGAGGGGUUUGUGCGUGUCGAUCGAGACUAUGUCCUGAAAUCUGCAGAGCUGGCCAAAGCUGGAGGGUGCAAGCAUUUCAACUUGCUGUCCUCUAAAGGAGCGGAUAAGUCGAGCAGUUUUUUUUAUCUGCAAGUUAAGGGAGAAGUAGAAGAUAGAGUGGGAGAAUUAAAAUUUGACCGUUACUCAAUAUUUAGGCCUGGAGUUCUGUUAUGUGAUAGGCAAGAAUCUCGCCCAGCCGAAUGGCUGGUGAGGAAAUUCUUUGGCUCCAUACCAGCAUCUUGGGCCAGAGGGCAUUCUGUUCCAGUGGCGACGGUGUGCAGAGCGAUGCUGAACAACGCAGUGAGACCCAGCGGCAAGGAGAAGGAGGUGCUGGACAACAUGGCCAUCCACAGCCUGGGGAAAGCCGACGCCUCUUAAGCCAUGAUCACUCCCGAGGAAUGCUUUUUUGCAAAACUCAGCACCCACCUAAUCACUAAUUCGAGGGUCUAAAAAAAGGAGCACUUUAACCGCGGUUUCACUACAUUCAGCUGAUCAGGUCCAAUUAAAAACUGAUGGUGUACUGCA